GUGGUUCAGAUUGCAGAGGACGAUCAUGAUGCUCUAGAAGUGCUAGCUUUCUCGGGGUCCUACGCUGGAAAGCUUGAAGAGCGAAGAGAGAUAGAGAAUGUGGAAGUGGAGGACGCCUCUAAGAUCUCAGAAAGGCAAGAAGAGCAGAAGAUUGCAGAGGACAAGCGUAAAGGCAUCAAUGAGGGCAGUGACGAAGCUCUACAGCCAAUCGACAGUCCAGAGCCGGAAGCCAAGAAGUUGAAGCAGACAGUGAUUAAGCCAGUUCAUGAACUACAAGGCUCAAUAGCAUCAGAAGCGAAGAGGAUGAAGCCAAGUGAAGAAUCUCAUCAAGAGAGACGAGUGAUGGAGACUCAGGUUGGAGAUGAUGUUUUUGCACACCAAGACGAAGUGUUGAGCAAAGAGGAGAUUGAAGCUUGGUUGAUGGAGGCCGAAGAGUGGAAGAAUGAAUCACAGCACCAACUUCCAGAAGAGCUGUGGUCAUCCGCUGAUCUUGACACAGUACCUCCAGAUCCUCCAAAACGGAUUGAUGAUCUUGCAGAGGCAGUGGAGGAAGAGAGACUGCAGAGGAUGAAGGUGUUGGAGCGGAUUGAGAAGAGAAGCCCUGACCACAAGAACCUCACUACACGCUUUGUGAGAGAUUGGAGGAUGAAAUCACGGCCAGACACAGGUGAGAAGAUGUGGCUGAGGAGAUCCAGCCUGGUUGCACGCGAGUAUGCCAACGAUGUGCGCAUGGAAGUGCAUAGUCCAGCUUCUCCAUGA
Messenger RNA from Durusdinium trenchii, 759 nucleotides. Lineage: Eukaryota; Dinophyceae; Suessiales; Symbiodiniaceae. The record is from the annotation of a GenBank genome assembly.